AUGCGACUUCUUGGACUUCUACUCGCGACACUCAGCCUCUGCUGCGCCCUGGUCGCCGGCUACACCAACAGUUCCAUGCUCAUGGAUGAGAAUGACUUCUUGAGAAAGCGCUGGUAUGGCGUACCAGAGUACCCGGGUAAAGGCAAAGGCAAAGACCCCUUCGUCUACCCCUGGCCCGUCGUCUGCGAGAACCCCUUCAUCCAACCCGUCUACUACUGCUUCCGCGACAAGCGAUCCGCCGAGAACCUGCAGGAAGUCGUCAACCAAGCCAUCGCAAAAUGGGGUCACGCCAUGAGCGUCUCGGCCUUGACCUUCGAACUGGACCCGCUCACGAAGGGCGACCCCACCAUGCCGUGCAGUCAGCUGGAGAGCAAGUUGCAUGACUCGCUCGUCAUCUCUGACGAGUCCCUUGAUGACCCAGACCUGAACAAGGUCAAGAAACACUUCAAUAGUGGCUUGUGCUCGACCGCGACGACGGUUGGGUAUACUUACGAGCCCGCGGUUCCGUUCAGGCAUCAUCUCAGGUUCUGUGACCUGCAGCCGUGGGAUGCAGAGGCGGAUAUGGCGCAUGCGGUGAGAUCUAUGACCCAUGAAUUAGGUCACGCAAUCGGUCUCCAGCACGAGCACCAACGGCCCGAUCGUGACAAGUAUAUCGCGAUCAACUACAAGAACAUGGAAGGCUACGACGACAUCGAAGCUCUCGUGAAAGAGGACGAAGAAGAGUACUUCCACGAGGACGUCACAAUCGAACGGAGGAUUCACGCAACGUACGUUCGCCAGAAAGACUGA
This is a messenger RNA of Zasmidium cellare ATCC 36951, 789 nucleotides long. RefSeq lists its product as uncharacterized. The transcript is spliced from 2 exons. The record is from RefSeq and is a predicted model, not a curated record. Gene Ontology annotation, molecular function: zinc ion binding; metalloendopeptidase activity. Gene Ontology annotation, biological process: proteolysis. Lineage: Eukaryota; Fungi; Ascomycota; Dothideomycetes; Mycosphaerellales; Mycosphaerellaceae. The coding region runs from base 1 to 789 and encodes 262 amino acids.